Dioscorea cayenensis subsp. rotundata (Guinea yam) is the source of this 3686-nucleotide messenger RNA. RefSeq names its product DNA topoisomerase 2-binding protein 1. The transcript has 18 exons. NCBI's taxonomy places the organism in Eukaryota, Viridiplantae, Streptophyta, Magnoliopsida, Dioscoreales, Dioscoreaceae. Bases 123 to 2990 code for a protein of 955 amino acids. The record is from RefSeq and is a predicted model, not a curated record. Gene Ontology annotation, biological process: mitotic DNA replication checkpoint signaling; DNA replication initiation; mitotic G2 DNA damage checkpoint signaling.
CAUUUCCAUCCCGGCGCGGCGGCAAACUCGUUCUUGGUUUUCCCUCCCGCCCAAAAUCGAAGGCGCCAGCGCAAAGGAGCGCCAUUUCCUCUCAGCGAUCAGAGAAGAUCGUCAAAGCAUCGAUGAGGCCGGCGGUGUUCGAAGGCGCCAGCGUGUUGUUAUCCCGGAGCUUGGUGCCGCCAGAGGCCUUUGACGCCGUCCAUGACGCUCUCCGCCUCAACGGUGCCCAAGUCUUCCUCUGCUGUGAUCCCUCUCGCAGCGCUCCUUCUGAAUUCCAUGUUAUUUCGUCCAUCGAUCAUGAGAAGUUCGAAUAUCUCAGGUCUAAGGGUUGCAAAUUGGUAGGACCACAAUGUGUACUUUCUUGUGCCAAGGAGUGCAGAACUUUACCUAACCAGGGUUACACCUGUUGCCUCGCAAUGGAUGGAGUGAAAGUUCUUGCCUCUGGAUUUGAGAAGGAUGAGAAGGUUAAGAUUGAACUGCUGGUGACUGCUAUGGGAGGAGAAUUACACACGAAACCAUCUCUAGAUAUUGACUUUGUCGUUGCAAAAAAUGUUUUGGCUACCAAAUACAAGUGGGCUUUAAACGUUCUUAAGAAACCUAUUGUCAACGUGACCUGGGUAUAUCAAUGUUGGACUGAGCAUCGCAUUGUGCCUCAAGAGCCAUUUAAAGUUCCUCCUUUUAGUGGUCUAACAGUUUGCGUCACUAAAAUACCUGCAGACGAACGGAAGGAGAUGGAAAAGUUCAUUGUGGAAAAUGGCGGCCAUUAUUCUGCUGAUCUAACCAAGAAGUGCACCCAUUUAGUUUCUGAUGCUCCUGGAGGGGAUAAAUACAUGGUUGCGAAAAGGUGGGGGCAUAUUCAUAUUGUUACUAGGAGGUGGGUUCAUCAGUCUAUUGCUAGGAAAGCUUGUCUAGAUGAGGGAUUCUACCCUGUUGUCGAAGCUCCAGUUUCCUCUAAUAAUGUGAAAACUUCUCAGAAGGAACUGGGCAACCAACUUCAAACAUCAGAGCCUAUACCGCCAACAGAGUUUGGGGAUCUAGAAACUACUUUGUCACAGAAUAUGUCAGCUACCUUGUCAGAUGCUACCAAGACUAACAGUGAGAACACAGAUGUACCUGUUAUACAGAAGAAAGUGGAAGAAAAAAUUGAUCGAUCUGUUGCUGAGGACUCUGAAACAGAAGACAAUGACCUUUAUUUGUCAAAUUGUAGGAUUUUACUUCUGGGUUUGGAUGAAAAGCAACUAUCUAAAUCAGUGACUAUGAUACGCAGAGGUGGGGGUUCACGCCACAUGUUACUGAAUGAAAAACUCACUCACAUUAUCAUUGGCAACCCUUCAGAAAUGGAAAAGAAAGAGGUGAGACGCUUGGCUGCGUGGGGUGUCAUUAAUGUUGUGAAAGCUACUUGGUUGGAGGAAUGUGAUCUAGCAAAGAGAGAGCUUCCUGUGUCAUUGAGGCAUGUUGUUUCUGAUAUGUUACCGCCCAAAGCUUCUACAUGCUCCACUUGGGAGACAGCAGCUGACUUUUGCUCCGGCAAGAAGUGUAAAAGCUUCUCUGGAACUUCUCACAUGCCAAUGAAUACAGUCUCUGAGGAUAGGACCUUUGAACGUGGAUCACUGGCGGAAAAGGAAAAAGUGAGAGAAAAUUCUGAAAAAGGUUUAAGUAGGAGUGGCCAUGCUGAGUUAGCAACUAGCUCUGAGCAGUCAAACAGGGUUUAUUCAUUGAAGAGUGCUCGUAAUGAUAAUCUUAAAAGGCUAUUUCAUUCUAGCACCAUGGGUUCCAGUAGAAAAUCAUCAAAUAUGUUCCAGGGGCAAUCCUUCUGCUUUUCAAGCUCAUUCCCAGAAGAUCGGAGACCUGAAAUUAUUGAAUGGGUCAGGGAAGGGGGAGGACAGAUAAUUGAUCACUACCAGAUGAUGAAUGCAAAUUUCAUCAUCGAGACUCAUGGUUCUUUUCAGGGUUCUCCGGUAGCAUCACAGUCAAUUGCGGUUUCCCCUCACUGGAUACGCUUCUGCUUAGAGGAUGGCCGCAUACAAGACGUUGGAAAUCAUGUUCUUUUCUCACCUUUGUGCUGUAAAGUUCCAUUUCCUGGGUUUGAACAACUCCGCUUUUGUGUCUCCCAGUAUGAAGAGAAAGAUAGGCUACUUUUAAGAAAUUUAUGUCAUACUCUUGGAGCUAAAUUCACAGAGAAACUUACUAAAAAGGUCACACAUUUGUUAUGUAAGUUCACCAGUGGCCCAAAGUAUGAAGCAGCAUGUAAGUGGGGGAUUCAUUCCGUUACAGCUGACUGGAUCACUGAAUGUAUCAAACAGGAUGCAAUGGUUUCUCUUGAACCUUUUUGGCCUAAGGCAGCUACUGCUCAGGAUAGAGAAGCAGGCUUAUGCACAGUGAGCCAAUAUCCUACACAGGCAGCUCGCAUGGUUAUUGCAAGUGUCCCGUCCCAGCGAACGAGUGAUUCCCAAGUUCCCAUAGAAUGCCAAAUUGCAGAUGCUGCAGGGGUUGCAGAUCAGAGACACUCUAUGACUUUGGUAAAAAGGCCAAGAUUAUCAGAAAAUAAUAGUAUGAAUGUCGCAUCUGGUAAAGAUAGGACGACUGAAGAUGUCAAGGAAGUAUCUAAUGCUGUACCUGAUGUUGCAGAUGCCAUUGAGGACCUAUUAGCCCAGUCAAAUAAGAUACACGACAUGAAGUCACCUGGAGGUUCUGGUUGUGAUCGAAGUACUUUCUCACCUCAACAUCCUAUUAUUAGUCAGAACAAUGCUGUUCCACACUCCAAUUUUGAGAUUGGAAGACCAUGGUUAAGCAGGGAUUCGAAGCAAGAAAAUCAACAUAAUCCUUCUGGUCAUAACAGGAACUUAGGAUCUUAUGAUACUUUCAGUGAGACUCAAACUGAAUCUCAGGUGGUUGGUUAUGAAGAAGAUUUGUCAGGCAGACAAAAGAUAAUUGAUAGAGUUCGAUCACAGAGCAUGACUAUGACUCCUGAUAAAUACACUGAACCUUAGAAUGCGUGAGUGGAGCUGCCAGUGAGAGUGAAUUUUAUUAAAUUUACUCUCUUGCUUUUGCCUUGCUAAUGCAGUGGAAAUUUUGUGAACUCACGCAACAAUGGCAAUGCUAAAUCAACACCUCAUUCAGUAAUUGGCCACCAGAAUAGAUGCAGAGAAACAACUUAGACAACUGAUAUUUUCAUGAAAUCUGCAAACUGCUGAUGGGUCAACCUUGCUUCUGUUCUCUGUAGUAAUACCAGCACCCAUGAUUCAUGAAUGUUCAGCCAAAGGUAAACUUCCUUGUUUGUAUAUCUCAUGUAUCCCAAUGUCGAGCAAUGGAAGCAAUCGAAACUCUCAUUUUGAUGAGAUCACAUGAUCUAGAGUUUCCAUGGCUAUCGUCCCUGUACCAACUAAAUGGAUCACUAAAUCUACAGGUCAGGUCCGUAUGAUGCAUGCAAUCGAUGAGGAGACCACAUCGGUACUGAUUUAUAAAUCCAUACAUGUACCAAAUGUUUUCCCUUAAUGCUUGAUUUGUUGUAACAUUUGGAUCUGCGGAUUUAAUGAUCCAAACAAUUAUAGAUAUAAUGACUAUGGACUUUCCAGAUCAGGGAAAGCCUAUUAGAUGAGUGAUUUCCACCACUAUGUCAUUUUUUUCUGUAACACUGAAACCUACAAGCUGUUUUGAAUGAGUAAUGGCGGCUAAUUUUAUUUUUA